GCUCCCCGUGAGCGUUCAAGCCAGAGGCACCGCGCUCGCCCCUCCGCUCGCUGCGGGAUGGAAGCGAAUCGCGUUGACAAUUAACCCGUGACCUCCCCCGCCCGCGGUGGGCAGUGCUGCAGCUUUAACACGGGCGGGGGAAGCGGGGGAGGGAGGACAGCCUUUCCCAGCCCCGAAGCUGCCGCAGCUCCUUCGCUCCUGCCCCGCAGCGCCCAUGGGGAGCCGCAGCCUCUCCGCCUGCCUCCUGGCCGCCCUCCUCGCCUUCCUCCUGCCGCCCCCCGCCGCCUCCCGCAAGCUCCUGGUAUUCCUUCUCGAUGGCUUUCGCUUCGACUACAUCGACGACAGCGAACUGGAGGGUCUGCCGGGCUUUCGGGAAAUCGUCAACAUGGGAGUUAAGGUGGAUUACAUGACCCCGGACUUCCCCAGCCUUUCCUACCCCAACUACUACACGCUGAUGACGGGUCGCCACUGCGAGGUCCAUCAGAUGAUUGGAAACUACAUGUGGGACCAAAAAGCAAAUGUAUCUUUUGAUAUUGGUGUGAAUAAAGAAAGCCUGCUGCCUCUCUGGUGGAAUGGAUCAGAGCCUCUGUGGGUCACAAUGAUGAAAGAAAACAAGAACGUUUCCAUGUACUACUGGCCAGGUUGUGAGGUCGAAAUCCUUGGAGUCAGACCAAGUUAUUGCCGUGAGUACUUCAGCGUCCCAACAGACAAAGACUUUGCACAGGCCAUCAGUGAUGCUCUCGAGUCUUUGCGCAAUGGCAGUGCAGAGAUGGCUGCGGUGUACUACGAGCGUAUUGAUGUGGAAGGUCACCACUAUGGUCCUUUAUCCCAGCAGCGGAAGAAUGUUUUGAAGGAGGUGGACAAAGCCCUGAGCGACAUGAUCACGCUUAUCAAGAAGAAGGACCUUCAGCAUGAUAUCGAUGUCAUCCUCUUCUCUGAUCAUGGGAUGACAGACAUUUCUUGGGCAGACAAAGUGAUUGAGCUGAAAAAGUAUAUCAAUAUGAGCGAUACCAUACAAAUGAAGGACAGAGGUCCUGUUGUGAGCCUCUGGCCAGCUCCAGAGAAGCAUGCAGAGAUAUAUCAAAAAUUGAAAGCUGUGGAACACAUGCAUGUUUAUAACAUACAGGAUAUUCCAGACAGGUUUUUCUACAAAAAAGGAAAAUUUGUGUCUCCUCUAACUCUUGUAGCCGACGAAGGAUGGUUCAUAGUAGAGAGCAGGGACAAGCUGCCCUUCUGGGAGAACGGGACAGGGAGGAAAGAGGCCUGGCAAAAUGGUUGGCACGGCUACGACAACGAGCUCAUGGACAUGAGAGCUUUCUUCAUCGCGUUUGGGCCAGAUUUCCGAUCCAACUUCCGAGCACCUCCCAUCAGAUCCGUGGAUGUUUACAACAUCAUGUGCAGCCUGGCAGGAAUACAGCCACUGCCCAACAAUGGCUCCUGGUCCAGGGUGGAGUGCAUGCUCCGAAACACAGCUCCUUUAGCACCACUCCCCCCACACAGCAGCUGUGCCCUGACCCUAGCUCUGCUCUCCCUAUUUGCCAAGCAGAUCUCCUUACUGUGAAGCCUGAACAAUGUCAGUCAGUGUCACCAGCAACUCCAUCCUUCUCUUUUUUUCUUUUUUUAAAUUCUUCAUUUGAAUAACAACUUCAUUAAUAGGGUGCUGCCCUGCACUCCUCUGUCAUGCUCCACCAGGCGUGAAUCUGACCCAUCCUGCUUUUACAGUGGUUAUAACAUAAAGACAGCUUUUGUGUUGCUCAAAAUACAGCCAGGAACGUCAGUGCUGCUACUGUGAUUUACAGCACUGGUAACAAGAGCAGAAUCCCAUUUGGCUAUCCACAAAAUUUUCUGGUGAGUGUACAUGGAGAUUUCUGAGCAUCAAACAUGUCUUACUCUGGCACCUCUAACUGAGAGACUGACCCUGGCUCUUGGUGCUGAGAAACUCAGGGGUGGAGACAGACCUCUGUACAUUUUUGUUCUUUCUGAUUUAUUCCUUCAUCUCCAGCAGAGCCCCACCUUCUCCUUGCAGUGCCAGACAAGCCCAACCCGUACCAACAUGUGCUUCAAGGAGCCAAGCUCUUUGCUGAGCAAUCGUAAUGCCGAGAGGGGUGGAUCAGCAGGAAAGCAGUGGGAGCAUCCUACUUCUCUCAGCCUUUCCUUCUUCAUUUUCCCUGAAAUGAACCCUGGCCCUGCACUCCUCCAGGGCUGGGCUUUCCUCACAGAUUGCAGUGGAGGGGAGGGCUGGGAAAGGGAAAAGCAAUAGAAAUCCUCUACUUCAAAACCAGGAGGAAAGUGCAAAGACAUCUGGAUGCACAGGGAUCAGGAGAAAGUAGGAUGAGAAAGCCUGGCAUUUAACUGCCUCUCUGCUUUUCCUGGUGAAGAUAAUAUCUGAUCAGAUUUGAGGGGUUUGUACCCAAUUUUGUUUCUGAAGCUUUUUCAACACUUACUGCUCUUCUACCAGCUCUUGCUCUCUACAACUCUGCCCAGUGAGCUGCACAUUCCUCUUUAUUCUGCAGCAGGGAGAGAGGUCUGCAUUGAUGGAUCUCCCACUCUCUCUGCUAAUCCUAAUUAAUAUUUCCAUCACUGACUGUCAAGUCCAAACAAAGUUGUAAGAGUAAAGUUAAAUAGCAGGAGAGGAUGGAGCUGUUGUUGGAGGUAAUGCCUCUGAAGUUUAAGGCAAAUGGAUUAUGUAAUCCUGAAAAAAUCAAUGUGGCAGACAUAUUAAAUCCUUGAAAAAAAUGAUUUUGCUCUAUUCAUUCUGUCCAGCACAGCCAUGGAUCCACCUUGAGGUGCUAUCCAACACAGGGCUGGUGGCAAAGCCAGCACCACGGUCUGUCAGCUCAGAAUAUUCAUUUCACUUAAUUAUUAAAUCGUCUAGUUGUCAGAGUCCGUGCUGUUACAUAUGUAUGCCAUGGUGGGUCAUUAGAGAGGUGUUCUUUUUACAUCAUUAAAUUUCUACUGUGAAACAAGCUCCUCUAGACCUGGGCUGUAAAGCUCUGAUCCUGCAAAGUGUCCUUUCCUCUUCAGGAGGCUGUGGCCUUCGGCAAUGCCUUUGGGAGUGAUCAACGCUUUUUCCAAUAUACCUCUGAACCAGGAGCUUUCCAUGACAAACUGCCUUUGGAAGGAUUCUCAGGGGUGUCCCCCCCUCAUUGCAAAAUAAAUCUCUGGGACUUCUUCUUAUGGAUCCAGAGUCAAGCACGAUCCAGGUGGAUCCAGAGCCAAGCAUGAUCUGGGAUCGUGUGAUACAGUGAAUUUCAGGAUGAAUGAUUACACCGUGGAAAGAAAACCCAAACACCAAAUUAAAUGUUGACAAAAGACUUCUGUAAUAGCUGUAAAGAUUUAUGUAACGUGUUUUUAAAGCUCAAGUGAACCAUCAAAUCAGUUGGGAAAAAAAGGGGAGAAAAAUCAGUCUUUGUUAUUAGACUGUUCAGUAUAAAAGGCAAUUUAAUGCUUUUGAAGCAUUUGCAGUAGCUGUAAAACAAGCACCUAUUGUUCAGAGUUCCCUGUUGCUCUUUAAUGGACCAGGCUCAAUGAAUUCACUGGAGCACAUUUUUAAAAUGAAAAAAUUAUCAGUAUACAAGAUAACCAAGUUUUGUUUGAAAAUCAACAGGAUAGAUACAGUCAGUGCUUGUUAAUCCCCUUAUGGCCUACCAUUUUAACUCUUACAGUGAGCAGAAUCCAAGGUUCUUUUACAGAAAAAAGACCCCAAGACUGUAAAGGUAUAUUUAGAUUCUCAUUUAUACAAGCAGAAAUCGAAAAUAACAAAUCAGAUCCAUUCGGUUGUUCCAGGGAUGGGCCACGACACACACAACCAACAUUGAUCCCUGGGAGUACUCUGUGUAACUCACUUUUGUCAGUGUUCACAUGCAAAUAGUGCAGAAUAAAUCUUUUAAAUGCAAUAUAAUUUGUUUUACCUUACUGCCAGCAUUGUGUUUACGGCAAUACACCUCAAAAGAUACUUGAACUGUAAAAAGGAAAUUUGAUGGUAGACCUACAAGAAGCUCAUUAGCUUCAGGAGAACUACAGCUGAUUAUUUUUUGAGAAGUGCACCUUUCUCCCUUGGAUAUGUUGUACCUCUGAAUCAGUUCACUUUCUCAUUCAAAAAUCAAUUGUCUUGACUCUAAGCCUGUUUUUCUGUAUACUGUGCAGCAGAGGUGGGUGUACUUUAAAACCUAUUUCUGAAUUAUGUUUUUUUACAAUGACUGAUUGUGAAUGAGUGAAUAAUUCUAAGAAUGCUGUUAGACAAAAAUAUGCAUCUUUUUGUAAAUACUGUAAGAUUCUGGGAAAAAAAAAAUGCCUCUGUAACACCUUGCCUUUCUUGUUUGAUUGCUGCAUCAAAGUGUGAUAAACAGUGUUUGAAGCUUGUGCUGAUUAAUCAUCAGAAAGAUGAAUGAUAACAUUGUUUAGAAAUAGGAAAGUUGUCAGCAUGUAAAUUAGGGACAUUAAAUACAUCACACGAAAUACUGUAGCUUGUAUAUGCAGUCCUUUUUUCCAGCUGUAUUUCAAUAUUUAACUUUUUGAACAUCCAUGCAGGGACGUAUAAUGCACACUAGCAAAUGGACAUGACAAACCAUUUUUCUCUUCUAGGAAGACAGGUGAGCCUUAGGUGUUCUGCAGAGCCAUUUCUCCAAGCCCAUCUUGUUUCCAUUACAUUAGCUGCUUGCACAGAAGUCAGGUUCAUUGUCACUAGUACCAUGGUUCAGUGUCAUUAGGGCUUUCUGGAGCACUCAUGGUACAUCCUGCUUCCCAACACAGGGUGGUGCAAAUGGCAACCAAAAAGACCUCCCCAAAACCACACCAAGAGCCUCAAGGGCAAGGGGCCCUAGUCUUGCUUAAAGGUCCACAAACCAACAACAAUGUUCACAGAAUAGACCGAUUUAAUAGAAAUAAAAUUCCACUCAGCAGGUUUGGAGCCUAUCUUGUUUUCCUUAAAUUAACUGACCAGAAGGGCAGGGAGGGGAUGAUGGAGAAACCAAAUCUGGGAAAGCAAUGAGUCCUUCAAUUCACAGUAGGACUACCUUUGAACUGGCAGCACCACCAAGCUCUGCCCAGAGAUGCUCCUCCUGUGACCCAUGAACACAGGUCCUGCAAACAAGAGAGUGCUGAGAGACAGCGUGGGAAUCGGUCUCAGUCAGGUCCCUGUAGUUGUGCCCAUUUUCCCACCUAAAUAAGCUGGACCAUUUUCAUCAAUGAGUUUGGCAGACGUAUAGAUGGCACAACUGACCAGGGCUCAAUGGGUGAGCCCUCCAGCAUCUCUUGGGAUGCACCUUACAUCGCCCACGCAGACUGCAGCCCCAUGGAGACUUCUUCCCAUCUGCCUGGAUGCUGACCACAGCCCUCCACAAGUAACAGGACUUCACAACUAAAGGGGUGAAUUAAGAGAUUUCAUGGCUCUGGCCACCUUCCUUGUCUUCUGACUGCUCAGCAGAAGUCAAAAUAUCUGUCAGAUGUCCAGAUGUCUGGGGAAGCUGCAGACCAAAUGACCUCUGAACACUGGAAGGGAAAAGCAUUGGAAAAGCUCAGUGCAACAUUUGCCCCUCCUGCUUUCCCUGUAAGGCUGUGGCAGAGGGCUGGCAGCUGCAAAGCCAAUGGGAAUUUUUUAAGAAAGCAUGGCUUAAUGAAGGGAAAAGUUUGAAGCCCUCCAUUUCAGCCUAACAAGUCCUUAAUAGCUGUUUUGAAAGACAACUUUCACUUACAUGGAAAAAUGUUUUUGUGUAGGUACUGAAACACAUUGGUGUUAAAGGAAGGUUAUUGUGGAGUGCUCAAAACCAAGAACAUUCCAGACUUACUGCUGACUGUGCACCAUAAUUCUCAAGCUUUGUAUGGAGAUUUAUAGCUGUAGAGAUUA
Messenger RNA from Cuculus canorus (common cuckoo), 5845 nucleotides. RefSeq names its product ectonucleotide pyrophosphatase/phosphodiesterase 6 (gene ENPP6). The record is from RefSeq and is a predicted model, not a curated record. Lineage: Eukaryota; Metazoa; Chordata; Aves; Cuculiformes; Cuculidae. The transcript is spliced from 8 exons. The coding region runs from base 215 to 1561 and encodes 448 amino acids.